AUGGUUUUUGUUAAAAUACUUUUUUUCGUUAUUUUGUCAAUUUUGGGGUCCACUGGCAUCAAUGGAGACGAUAUUUAUACAGGCAUAACCAAGGCUCCUGGAAAUUGGGGUGCUUGGUACACGUGUAGUGAUAUAGACACACGUUACGUCAGUUUUGCAAUGAAUAUCGUUGAUUCGAGCACACCGAUGACUCCGGGAUUUAUCGGGACAAUUAUACCAGGUGUACCGCCAGAAAAACCAAUUCCAAAAUAUCGACCAGGAUUAAUGGUUUAUCAAUUAGCUAAUUCCGAAAUGCAAAAAUACUUGGUGGAUCCAACAUCCGAUUUCGAAUACGUACCAUCAUUGUCUUGUUAUGAUAAACCGAGAGCAACUUGUAAACAAGAUGCUGGUAAAAUCCCAUUACAAUUCAGUACUAAACAAUGCUUGUUAAUGGAAAAUCCAACUGGUCUCGAUAUUGUUUUUAAUGUUUCAUUAUCAUGGACAAAAUCAAUUUUUAAUUCCGAUGUUCAAAGUCCUAAUGUACCCGGUGGACUUGAUUCAACCACAACCACCACAGAUGUUUCUUCUGCGACCUCUAGUUCUUCCCCAACUACCGUAUCUAAUCCCAAUUCUUCUUCUUCGUCGAGUUCUGCAUUCA
Messenger RNA from Entrophospora candida, 637 nucleotides. The record is from the annotation of a GenBank genome assembly. NCBI's taxonomy places the organism in Eukaryota, Fungi, Glomeromycota, Glomeromycetes, Entrophosporales, Entrophosporaceae.